AGCACUCACGAGACGAAAGGAGAGGCAGAGGAAAUAGCCGAUUACCUCGUCCCCUUGGAUUCCUUUGAGGGCCGAUGGGGAUCUGCAGCUCGUUCGAGGCGGUGGCGGUGGCGCCGGCGGCGACGGCGAAGGUGGUCCUCCCAGGCGGCGAGCUCCGGGAGUACGACCGGCCGGUGAGGGUGGCGCACGUACUCCAGAAAGACCCCACGUUCUUCGUCUGCGAUGCCGACGUCAUGGAGUUCGACGGGUUCGUCUCUGCCAUCGGCGUUGAUGAGGAGCUCCGGCCGGGGAACCUCUACUUCCUCCUCCCGAAGACAAUGCUGAGGCACCCGCUCCACGCGGAGGACCUGGCCGCGCUCGCCGUCCGCGCGAGCGCCGCGCUCAUGAAAGCGGCGCCCGCCAUGGAUUGGCUCCGGCGGGGAGCGGUGGCGGCGCCGCUCGUGUUCGACGUCGGGACCGGGGAGGGCGUGGCGGUCGGCGGCAGGGUUUCGGCGGCGGAGGAGGAGAAGAGGAGGUACCCUACUAAAAGGGGGCGUGGCAUCGGUCGUAAAUUUAUGCCGGAUCUGAGUGCAAUUACAGAGUAGAAAAAUCGUGGAGGUUUCUUCUGGCCUUUUUUUAACCUCUGUCCCCUGGGGUGCGAAAAGCACCGAGCUUGGGCUGGACGAUCUAGACCGUCGAAAUCUACAUCCGGAGUUCUGAAUGGCGAUCAGGAAACAAACGUCGAUCGAGAGAUCUGGGUUUGGACGGACGGGAUUCGAUCGGUGAAGAUGAGAUGAUGAUGACAAACGCGGAAAAUUUAGGGCAGGAUCGUUCCGCGGGACAGCUAGCGGACGUCAAUUUUGACAUCGAAUGUAAAGAAAUUAAUGUAAUUAAGGAAGUUAAUUAAUUAUGUAAACAAGAUAAUUAUUAAAACUAUUCAUCUCUAGAAGUUCGUUUAUCUGAAA
Molecule: messenger RNA, 944 nt
Organism: Phoenix dactylifera (date palm)
Lineage: Eukaryota; Viridiplantae; Streptophyta; Magnoliopsida; Arecales; Arecaceae
Source: RefSeq, a predicted model, not a curated record